AAUAAAUACGGGUGGCGUUGUUUCGUCAGCUGUGAAAAUAUAAUCUGCAGUUAAUUUAUUCGUUGUAACUGACUCAUCCUUCCAUAUUUUGCGCGUUCGUUACUUCCCGACAGUAACAAUUGUCUGAUCUCGAAAACUGCCGAAUGCCGAGCACCGACUGGCUUUUAAUUGACUUAUAAUUGACUUGGCUUGACUUACUUGUCAGUAUCCAGUGUACUGUCGGACUAACCGGCUAGUGAAGGACAUUAAGGAUUCCCCUCUAACCAUGAAUAAUCACUUACCAAAUGAUUCCAAGACCCAGUUGUUUAAUCCGGGUGAACAAACUACUCAAAUGGAUCGCCUACGAGAGAUUAUCAACAGAAAAUAUAGCGUACACUUAGCGAAAUAUGCUGAUUUCCACAAGUGGUCAUGUGACAAUUAUGCUGAAUUCUGGGAAGAAGUUUGGCAUUUUGCAGGUGUCAUCCACUCAAAGACCUAUGAUAAGGUCAUUGACAAAUGUCUAAAAAUUGCAGAUAUACCUGAAUGGUUUCCUGGAUCAGAACUAAACUAUGCAGAAAACCUGUUGCGCUUCAAUGACAACAGGAUAGCAAUAUAUGCAACAAGAGAAGGGUCUGAUGUAAUUACAAAAAGAACAUUUGCUGAUCUUCAUAGAAAUGUGGCCCUGUACGCUUCUGCCAUGAAACACAUGGGUGUCGUUAAGGGAGACCGAGUCGUGGGUUAUUUACCAAACUGUUGUGAAGCUGUCGAGGCAAUGCUUGCUGCAGCCAGUAUUGGUGCAAUUUGGAGUUCUACAUCACCUGAUUUUGGAACUGAGGGUGUUCUUGAAAGAUUCUCACAAAUUGAACCAAAGCUUCUGUUUACCGUGAAUGCUGUGUUUUACAAUAAUAAAGUCCACGACCAUUUGAACAAGGUCAAGAAAGUUGUUCAAGGUCUACCACAUCUGAAGAAAGUAGUAAUUAUCCCAUUUAUCAAAGCCACAUUCUCAAUCACUGAUAUCCCUCUCAGCUGCCUUAUUGAAGAUUUCUUACAAUCAGCAACAAACGAUAAUGAAAAUGGCGUGCCUCCACUACAAUUUGAACAGCUGCCUUUCAAACACCCAUUGUUCAUUAUGUACUCUUCAGGAACCACUGGGCCUCCAAAAUGUAUUGUGCAUUCUGCUGGGGGAACACUGUUGAAACAUUUGGAAGAACACUGCCUUCAAAGUAACAUGACCCAAGAUGACAUCAUGUUCUACUAUACAACAGCUGGUUGGAUGAUGUGGAAUUGGUUGGUUUCUACUCUGGCAUUAGGUUCUGCAAUUGUUCUCUAUGAUGGUUCUCCGCUGAUGCCACAUCCAAAUGUAUUGUGGGACUUAAUUGAUAAUAUCGGUAUCACCAUCUUUGGUACUGGUGCAAAAUGGCUGUCUUUGAUAGAAGAAAAAGGUUUAAAACCAGCUGAAACACACAACCUGAAAACCCUCCGAAUGAUUCUGUCAACAGGUUCCCCAUUAAAACCCCAAAGUUAUGAUUAUGUUUACAGUCACAUUAAGAACAAUAUUCUUCUGGGAUCAAUAUCUGGUGGCACUGAUAUAAUUGCAUGUUUUAUGGGACAAAACUGGACAAUUCCUGUCUACAGAGGAGAAAUACAGUCUUUUGCUCUUGGUUGUGCCAUGGAAAGUUGGGACGAAAAUGGUCACCAUGUUUUAGAGCAGAGUGGAGAGCUUGUCUGUACAAAACCGUUUCCAUCAAUGCCAAUAUAUUUCUGGAAUGAUCCUCAGAAUUUGAAAUACAAAAAAGCCUAUUUUUCUAAAUUUGCUGGUGUGUGGGUACAAGGUGAUUUCUGCAAGAUUAAUCCUGACACUGGAGGUAUUGUAAUGCUGGGUCGGAGUGAUGGUACCUUGAAUCCCAAUGGAGUACGAUUUGGAAGUGCUGAAAUUUAUCAAGUUGUUGAAACAUUCGUUGAAAUCCAAGAUUGUCUUUGUGUGGCUCAAAGGAAAAUGGAUGGAUCAGAUGAACGAGCAAUCCUUUUUAUCAAAAUGGCAAAUAACCAGCAAUUCACUGAAGAACUAAAGAAAGAUAUUUGUUCUCACAUCCGCACAUCUUUAUCGAGUCGGCAUGUUCCUGCUUAUGUCCUUCCAAUCAAAGAUAUUCCAUAUACCAUAAAUGGAAAAAAAGUUGAAAUAGCCAUCAGUAAAAUCAUAAGCGGCCAAAAUGUGUCACAACGCGGCGCUUUAUCAAAUCCAGAAUCCUUGGAUCUUUACAGCAACAUUAAAGUCUUGCAGAAUUAUUGACCAGUUAAAAAGUGAACCUGAUCUCGUCUCUGAAUCCUGAGAAAAUAAUUCAGCCUAGAAUACUUGCCACUUACCCAAAAAGUGAUCUUUAUAUUUUUGGUGAUAAUUAUCAGGGAUGUCUUUGUAUAUAGUGAUGUAUUUAUCGAGAAAAUUUGAAUUUUUGUUGUUUUUUUUUAUAUUGUAUUUUCCCAGAUUGUUACUGAUGUAAAAGCGAUUAAUUUUUUUCUUAAUUAAUCCUGCUAGUUUCCCCACUUUGAUCUCUCCAAUUCCAUAAGAAGAGGAGGCAAGAGACAACUUAUUACUACAAACUACUGGAACGAUUGAUUUUAUUUUUUUUUCCUUCCAUGUUUCCCUCUAUUGCAGAAAUUUUUCUAUCAGGCCCGAAUACACUUGAAAAAUACCAUAAAUUACUAUUUUUAUAAACAUUGCCCCCCCCCCAACACUCUCCAAAUACUACUGCUUUUACCAGCUUUACUAAAAAGUGUUAAAGCCAUUUUAAACAUUGUAAAAUUGGUUCCCACAAAGUAUUUUGUACACCUUGUUUUUGUCCAGUCAUUUCAUCAGGCAUUUGUUUCCAAAUGGAAAUGAUUUUUAUGAUGAACUCCAAAAAUCCUAUUUAUGGACCUCAGGGACCCAUUCACAGGGCUGGUACUUAACUUGAAUUUAUCUAACAUCAAAACAGAUAAGAAAUAUCUUCCUCUAUAAGAUUCAUUAGUCUAUUACAAGAAACUUACCCAACAAUGAGUUGAACUCGGCAGAGCAACCUACAAGCAUCCAGUCUUUAUGUGCUAGUAACCUAAUCAUCUAAUACAGCAGUUCUCAACCGCAGCCCCGGGGCCACAUGCAUCCUUCCUGCAAACUCUGACGGUCUUCUGUCUUUAAAUAUAAUAAACCUUUCUUUGACUUGUUUUACCUUUUUUGGUGUGGCCCCCUAAAACAAUCCAGGAUUUGGAUCUGGCCCCUGAUAUAAAAAAAGGUUGAGAACCACUGAUCUGAUAUCUUGACCAACUGGGUCAUUGAAAGUUACAUGUAACUGGCGAUAGACACAAUAUGCCUGUUACCAUAAGCAUGGUACUCACUGCUUACCCUUUGGUUGGUUGUCGUCAGCCUCUGAGUUAUUAAAGGUGAGGUGAAAAAUGUAUGAAAUGCUCAACCAUGAAAAUAUACUAGAAAAAAAUAUGCCAUGGAUACAUGCCACAGAAUGUGACAAGGCCGGCCCUUUGAAAUACAGGUACUAUUCAUUGUUGCCAGCUGAGUGGACUGGAGCAACGUGAAAUAAAGUGUCUUGCUCAAGGACACAAACAGACUGCUAGGAAUCGAACUCACAACCUCAUGAUCUUGAACUGAGUACUCUAACCAUUAAGCCAUACAUCUUCUCGAUUUUAUUUAUAAAUGUGUAAGCAAAAUAAAUUAGUGAAGGGGAAACCAAGCUGAAAAUAAAACAAACAGGCAAGAUGUGGUCCUGUCUAGGAGGGCAAUAAUUCUGAAUAAGGACUGACUCAGACUAUGACAACCCAUCUAACCCAUGCCAUCAUGGAAAGCAGACAUAAUGAUGAGGAAGCAGAAGAGGAAAUCCUCAAGCCAUUUGAACAUGGCUUUGUAUUGAGUCAUUAGGCUGUGGCAUAAAAUUCCUUGUAGUAUUAGUUUAAACUCUCAACACUUUGAGUUCAAAUCCUGGGUUGGUGGAACUUGUGAGAAAAUCAAACCAGAUGCCUUGCAGUUUUGUUUCCUGGUUCUUUGCAUUCUAAUUUCAAAUCCCACCAUGGCCUACCCUUGGGUGGGUAAAUUCAACCCAUCGGUUUGGUUUCAAACCACCACCUGGCCCUUUAAUUGUUCUCUUUUGCUUAUAAAGUUAAUCCUGUAACAUUGGUGGGGAAAAUAUUUUGAAUCUCACUUGAAAAUCUAUUUCUUAGAAUAUUUUAAUAUUCAGAUACAUCUGUACACAUCUAAAUAAAGAUUUUCAUAAAACA
Messenger RNA from Octopus sinensis (East Asian common octopus), 4239 nucleotides. RefSeq names its product acetoacetyl-CoA synthetase. Gene Ontology annotation, molecular function: acetoacetate-CoA ligase activity. Gene Ontology annotation, cellular component: cytosol. Bases 266 to 2269 code for a protein of 667 amino acids. The record is from RefSeq and is a predicted model, not a curated record. Gene Ontology annotation, biological process: lipid metabolic process. The transcript has 18 exons. NCBI's taxonomy places the organism in Eukaryota, Metazoa, Mollusca, Cephalopoda, Octopoda, Octopodidae.